GCAAUUAAUAGGGACCGUUGAUGCAAAUUCUGUACUAGUGCAAUAAACAGGGACCGUUGAUGCGAAAUUAGCAUCAGAUUCUUUCAUCUUUAAUUAUUUAUGCUCACCGCUGCGAUCAAAAAGUCUACCAUCUGCGUCUGCCAAAUUUCUCCGGUGCUAGCAGCAACAAUGGCAAAAAACGUAUCAUUCAUCACCGGAUCCGAGCUUCUUUCUCUCAAAGAACGCUCUAAUGUAGCCAUCGUUGACGUGAGGGACGAUGAGAGAAGUUACGAUGGACAUAUAGCUGGAUCACUCCACUUCGCCAGCGACACUUUUCAGGACAGGAUCCCUAAUCUCGUUCAAGCCGCUAAAGGGAAAGAUACCCUAGUCUUCCACUGUGCCCUUAGCCAAGUUCGUGGGCCGAAAUGUGCACGUAGAUUUGCAGACUAUCUUGCUGAAGGGAAAGUGGAUGCAGGAAUAAAGAAUAUAAUGGUGCUGGAACGUGGUUAUAAUGGCUGGGAAGCAUCUGGUAAACCCGUUUGUCGAUGCCGUGGGUCCACCUGCAAAGGGGGAUGCUAAAGCCAGAGGUUUUAUUAUGAAGCGUAUUAUAUACAAUAUACAUGUAUUGUUAUACAUCGUAUCAUACUUGGCUUUUAUGUCCUGUGUAUAAUCAAAAUCCUACACAUUGAAUGGUUAUUAAUCCAAAUAAUAUGAGAUGGAAGC
Messenger RNA from Lactuca virosa, 702 nucleotides. NCBI's taxonomy places the organism in Eukaryota, Viridiplantae, Streptophyta, Magnoliopsida, Asterales, Asteraceae. The record is from the annotation of a GenBank genome assembly.